Aethalodelphis obliquidens (Pacific white-sided dolphin) is the source of this 1828-nucleotide messenger RNA. It is a transcript of the gene OR5AU1, whose product is annotated as olfactory receptor family 5 subfamily AU member 1. The record is from RefSeq and is a predicted model, not a curated record. Gene Ontology annotation, cellular component: membrane. Gene Ontology annotation, molecular function: olfactory receptor activity; G protein-coupled receptor activity. Lineage: Eukaryota; Metazoa; Chordata; Mammalia; Artiodactyla; Delphinidae. Gene Ontology annotation, biological process: G protein-coupled receptor signaling pathway.
CUGCUCAAGUCAUGCUUCCUAACUAACCAACCAGCCAAGUAGUGGAGAACUUCUCUAUGACAAAGUUCUAUCAACAAUCUUCAGAAGGCUGUCCUUAGGGCAGAACUAAACGAGUGAGAGCCCCUGGGUGUUUCACCUCAUUUCUGGUGGUCCUCUCUUUCCACGUCGCAGAGCACUGGAGAAAUAUGGAAAGGGCAAACCUGAGCCGAGGGAUUGAGUUUGAGCUCUUGGGCCUCACCAGUGACCCCUGGCUCCAGAGGCUGCUCUUCAUGGUGUUCCUGGGCAUGUACACUAUCACGCUGCUGCGGAAUCUGAUCGUGUUCAUUAUGAUCCACUUGAGUGCCACCUUGCACACACCCGUGUACUCCCUUCUGAAGAGCCUCUCCUUCUUGGAUUUCUGCUACUCCUCCACAGUUGUCCCCUAGACCCUGGUGAACUUCUUAGCCAAGAGGAAGGUGAUCUCUUAUCCCGGCUGCAUGGCUCAGAUGUCUUUCUAUGCGGGUUUUGCCACCAGUGAGUGCUAUCUCGUUGCUGCCAUGGCCUACGACCGCUAUGCGGCUAUUUGUAACCCCCUGCUCUACUCAACUGCCACGUCUCCUGAGGUCUGUGCCUCUCUGAUCGUGGGCUCCUACAGUGCAGGAUUCCUCAGUUCUCUAAUCCACAUGAGCUGUAUCUUUAGUCUGAAAUUCUGUGGUGCUCACGUGGUCACUCACUUCUUCUGUGAUGGACCGCCCAUCCUGUCUCCGUCACGUGUGGACACUUCACUGUGUGAAAUCCUGCUCUUCAUUUUUGCCGGUUUCAACCUUGUGAGCUGUACCCUCACCAUCUUGGUCUCCUACCUCUUCAUUCUCAUCACCAUCCUGAGAAGGAACUCAGCCCAGGGCAGGUUCAAGGCCGUUUCCACCUGUGCUUCCCACUUCGCUGCUGUGUGCCUCUUCUAUGGCACAACCUUCAUGUACCUGCGCCCCAGGUCCAGCCACUCCUUGACCCAAGACCGCAUGGUUGCUGUGAUCUACACAGUGGUGAUCCCAAUGCUGAACCCCCUUAUCUACUCUCUGAGAAACGAGGAUGUGAAAGAAGCUUUAAGAAAGGUUUGGGGAAGGAAAAUAAUGGAAUGAUCUUCUCAGUUCAUCACCAUAUAUCUUUAGAAAACUGAGGGUACUUGAUGUGGUGCCAACCAGAGUACAAUCCCAUGCUCACCCCUAUUUAUAGGGGCCACUCUCUGGUCUGCAGGUGCUUCUGCAUCUACCUGCCACAGAAAGAAUUGAUGGUGUCAUAGAGACUAAAAAGAAGCAAGGAGCGUCAGCUUGUUGCAUAAUUGGACCCACUGGCAAUAUUUAGUCAUGCCUUUGUUCAGAUGCUUCAUUCAUAUUUCCAUGUUUGUGAAUAUUUUAGUUUAUUAUUACAAACUGACAUUUACAUUCUUCAUAAUGAAAUUCUUCCCUUGACUAACUUGAAGACCUUCACUUCCUGGGGAAAUCCUCCCCAUUCUUUACAAUCUCUUCUUUGUAAAGGCUGACUCCUUGACUUAAAUUUUGUUUGAUUGACUAAUUAUUUGAAUGAUACUGUAACAACAAUUUCAAAAGCUCAGAUGACGUUCUAUUGUCUUUACUGACUUUUUUUCCUGGCCAAAUAGCUACUUAGUCACUUCCAAACUGGAUAAACUUGAGCAAGUUACUUAGCUUUUCUGAACCACAGAUAUCUCAUCUUUUAAUUGGUGUGAGUUUUAAACUAAGCAUUCAAUUAGAUAUUGCAGGUAAAUCAUUCAGCACAAGAUAGGCAUUUGUGGACUUCCCUGGUGGUCCAGCAAUUAAGACUCUGCACUUCC